UAACACUGUAGUUUGUACUUUACCGUUUAACUAUAAGAUAAUUUCAUUUUAUGUCUCGUGCAUCGAAUUUCUCGUAUCUUGUUGCCAACAAAGUUCCAAAAUCGUUUCCAGUGAAAUGCAGCUCCGAGAACAUUUUCGAGGGACUUUCCCUUGAAAAUUUAUUUCGCCCAAAUCGAUAAUUAAUAGGAGAAUUUCAGGACGAGGAAGACUUUUGUGAAGUUGUCGGUCAGUUGCCGACUCAUAGUUUUCAAAAUAAAAUUGUAUUCAUGUUAAUGACAUAGCACACGAUUCGAGUGUAGCGUCCCUUCAACUACUGUGCGUAUAGGUUGUAGCCGGUAAAAGGCAAGGGAACUUCAUGUAAAACAGAAAAUUGAUGAAAGAAACGAUUGUGCAAAGGAUAAUUAAUUUCUGAUCUCAUCGCCAAUAAUCAUAUUCAAUAUGGCAUUACCAGCUAAUUAUAAACAAGUUGCAAUUAGUACCUCGAGUAUCGUUACACCAACUAAUCAACGAAUACGUGCUUCCGGUGGUAGUGGCGGUAGUUCUGGUUCUAGUAAAGAUGCUCAAAGUCCAUUUAUACAAACUCCUCAUGGUCAUCCGGGAUUCACACCACAAAAAGUUGGUAAAAAUGCACCUGCUGAUUCUCGAUUACCAAAGCCACCGAAGCCUCCUGAGAAACCUCUAAUGCCUUAUAUGAGAUAUAGUAGAAAAGUAUGGGAUCAAGUGAAAGCGCAGAAUCUUGAAUUGAAACUUUGGGAGAUUGGAAAAAUUAUUGGACAAAUGUGGAGAGAUCUUCCAGAAGAAGAAAAAACUGAAUUUGUUGAAGAAUACGAAGCUGAAAAGAUUGAAUAUGACAAGAGUUUAAAAACUUAUCAUAACUCUCCAGCAUAUUUGGCUUAUAUUGCAGCCAAAAAUAGAGGUAAAUCUGCGUUGUGUGCAGCACAACAAAAUACAGAUGAGCGAGAAAGCCACGAAAGAUCUUCUGGAAGUAGUAAAAAUCAAAGUGCCCAAGAUCGACGAAUUGACAUAUUACCAGCAGAAGACGAAGAAGAUCAAGACGAUGGAUAUUCUGUAAAGCAUGUUGCAUACUCGCGAUAUAUACGUAAUCAUCGUUUAAUUAAUGAAAUUUUUAGCGACACCGUGGUUCCAGAUGUACGUUCCGUGGUUACAACCCAAAGAAUGCAAAUAUUGCGUAGACAAGUACAAUCGCUUACUAUGCAUCAAAAAAAAUUAGAAGCUGAAUUGCAACAAAUUGAAGAGAAAUUUGAGGCAAAGAAACGGAAGUUUAUUGAAACAAGUGAAAUAUUUCAAGAAGAAUUAAAAAAACAUUGUAAACCAGCAGUUGAUGAAGAAACUUUUAAUAAAAUGGUUGAAAGACAAUAUGAACUACUAAGAAGAGAUAGGAUAAAAGGUUCUGAAGAAAACCGUGUAGAUGGUCCAACAUCUACUGAUUCAACGCCAAAUUCAACACCUACACCUACCCCUGCACCCAUGAACGAAGAAACAUCCUCAGAAGCAACAGACAAUGAUUCAACUGAUAAAAAAAUGGAAAUUGAUAAACAGUGUGAAACAAAGAAAGGAACUCCUUCACCUCCUUACAUUGAGGCUAAAAUAGAUAAUCCCAUUCAAAAUCAUUCUAGCCCGAGUGGAAAUAUUCCAGGAUCAAAUUAUCCACCAAUUAGUAACCAGCAUCAAAUUCAAGGACCUCUGCAAGGCCCUCACAUGCCUUGCCAUCAACCAAUCGUGCAAGGACAAACUCCACAACCAGUGUCUACACAGCAGCAACAGAUUAGUCCACAAUCACAAAUUCCAUCUCAUCAGCCGCAGUUGCCCCCAGGACCCAUAAAUCAACAACAAAUACCACCACAGCAACAUAUGCCUUCCCCACAACAAAUACCUGCACAACCAAUGCUGUCACAACAGCAACAGAUUACAUCUCAACAAACUUCCAGUCAGCAACAGAUACUUUCACAACCACCGCCGCCGCCACCACCACCACCGCCACCACCAAGAUCUCAACAGUCAAUACAAUCUGGCCCGCCUAGUCAACAAGUACCUAUUCAACAGCAAAUGUCUAUUGACCAACAACAAAUGCAUCUCCCUCCACAACAAAUACAAGAGUCACCAAGUGCACAGCAACCAAUACCUGCUCAACAUCAAUCACUUACUACAGGCCCACCUAAUCAGCAGUCUGUACCAUCGCAACAGUCACAACAAAUUUCGCCUCAACCAUCACAAAUGAUUUCACCUCAGCAGCAGCAAAUGUCUUCGCAAUCGCCAAUCCCUCCUCAACAACAAAUGCCUCCACAGCAACAAAUACUUCCACAACAACAAUUGCCACAACAGCAACAGAUCCCACAACAGCAGCAGAUGCCGCAACAGCAGCAGAUGCCACAACAGCAACAAAUACCACAGCAACAACAAAUACCACAACAGCAGCCAAUACCACAACAGCAACAAAUAUCACAACAGCAGCAAAUACCACAACAACAGCCAAUGCCUCAACAACAACCAAUAUCUCAACAGCAGCCAAUACCUCAACAGCAGCAAAUACCUCAACAGCAGCAAAUACCCCAACAGCAACAAAUACCACAACAACAACAAAUACCACAACAGCAACAGCUGCCACAGCAGCAACAGAUGCCACAACAACAGCAAAUUCCGCAACAACAACAAAUAUCACAACAGCAACAAAUGUCACAACCAAUAUCCCAUCAACCGUCGCAGCAACAGAUGCCAGGACCUCCUUAUCAGCAGCAUCAAUUACCGCAACAUCAGUCUCAAAUACAACAAGUUGGGCCCAAUCAGCAGCAACCAAUGGCACCUCAACAACCACCAUUGCAAACACCACCACAACAACAACAACAACAGCUAUCUGCUCAACAACAACCAUCACAAUUAUCAUCUCAACAGCAACAACAAAAUCAACCUCAACCACAGCAACAACAACAGCAAAUGCAAUCUCAACCUCAAAUGCCUUCCGGACCUACUCAACAACCAAUACCAUCACAAGGUCAACAACAAAUUCCUACAGGUCCUUCUAGUCAACAGCAAUCUAUACCACCACAGCAGCAACAGCAACAGCAACAGCAACAAAUGCCUCCUCAACAGCAGCAAAUGCCACCUCAACAGCAACAAAUACCACCUCAGCAGCAGCAAAUGCCUCCCCAGCAACAGCAAAUGCCACCUCAACAGCAACAGCAAAUGCCACCUCAACAGCAACAAAUACCACCUCAGCAACAGCAACAAAUGCCACCUCAACAGCAACAAAUGCCUCCUCAACAACAACAGAUGCCUCCUCAACAGCAACAAAUGCCUCCUCAACAGCAACAAAUGCCUCCUCAACAAAUGUCUACUCAGUCCCAAAUUUCAGCAGGCUCGCCGUAUCCUCAACAAGUAGCGCCGCAUCAACAAACAAUUUCGGCGGGACCUCCUCAGCCAGGCAAAAUGACUCAACCACCGUCGACGACGGCCGCGGCGGCGGUUGCGGCUGCAGCGGUGGCCGCCGCAAAUGCCGCUGCGAACCAACUGCCACCGCACCCGCCACCCUCGGGCAUGAUUCCAGGACACCCUAUAGGCCCGCACCAAGGGCCCCAAAACCCCUCGGUUCACCCUCCUCCCGGCGCACCGCCCAACCCCCAUGCACCACCGCCGGGCAUGAUCCCAUCAAACCCGAACUACCCCCAGCAGUAUCAGCCCCCAGGUGGACCACCGCAGGCCCAGACAGUACCACUGGCGCCCCGACCACCUCAUCCCUCAUACGGCUAUCCUCAACAACAGUAUCACCAACCCUAUGCCCAGUACCCCCAUCCCUAUUACCACCAACCUUACUCGCAAUACCCUCCGCACGCGAUGGCCCGGACGCACCAACACGGGGGUCACAGCCCCCACGGGCCCCACAGUCCCCACUACCAUCCACAAAGUCCUCACGGCGACGUGGGCCCGGGCAGCAAUCCUUCCCUUAACCCUGGUACCGUCGCUCCCAAUGCCGAACAGCCAGGAGGCGCCUCUUCGUAUCCACCUGCGUCGGUUCACGGGGAGAGUGAACGAACGGGGGCAGCCGAGAACCAGGACGUACAGACCGACGGAAAAUCAAACUCUGCCUGAGCCGAUUCGUCCUUACCACUUUUUAUACAAGUUUAUGCGUGGACGCUAAUUAAUAAGCUAAUCCAAUUAUUGAAUCGUCCAUUAUCAUUUUCUUCUUAUAAUUAAUUU
Messenger RNA from Ceratosolen solmsi marchali, 4212 nucleotides. RefSeq lists its product as uncharacterized. Gene Ontology annotation, cellular component: SWI/SNF complex. The coding region runs from base 439 to 4104 and encodes 1221 amino acids. NCBI's taxonomy places the organism in Eukaryota, Metazoa, Arthropoda, Insecta, Hymenoptera, Agaonidae. The record is from RefSeq and is a predicted model, not a curated record. The transcript has 23 exons. Gene Ontology annotation, molecular function: nuclear receptor binding; nucleosomal DNA binding. Gene Ontology annotation, biological process: negative regulation of DNA-templated transcription.